UCUCACUCGACUUGCUGCUGCAUUCAUUUAUACACCAUGGCCAAAGUCCCCCGCUCUUUCCGACUUCUCUCUGAACUCGAGCACGGCGAGAAAGGAAUCGGAGAUGGCUCCUGCUCGUACGGGCUCAAGGACGGCGACGAUAUUGCCAUGUAUGAGUGGAAUGGCACCAUCAUCGGGCCGCCCCAUUCGGCUUAUGAGAAUAGGAUCUUUAGUUUGAGUAUCAUUUGUGGGGACAACUAUCCUGAUGUGCCUCCUCUUGUCAAGUUUGAAUCCAAGAUCAACCUUCCCUGCGUAAAUGCCCAAGGUCUCGUCGACUUUGCCCGUAUCGCCACGAUCGCUAGGUGGAACAGGAACUUUACUCUCGAGACUGUGCUUGUCGAGUUGAGACGCGAGAUGGCCUCCCCCGCCAACCGAAAGACCUCACAACCCCCCGAGGGCGUCGAAUUCCCUCCCGUCGACCUCAUAGCUCUCGCCCGGCAGCGUGGCCUCUAAGCUUCUCCUUUGCGCAACUCGCGCUCGCAAGGCAGACCUCGUGGUGAAGGAGAGGCAGGUUGUGUGGUUGGGAGAAGGUGUAUAGAAUAGAGUGUGGAGGCAGGGCGAGGGAUGGGUUGGGUUUCAGGUAGAGUCAUAACGUCUCUGUUGCGUCCCUGCGGUAUACGUUUUCAUGCAGUCAAGAUCAUUCACUGAG
Cryptococcus amylolentus CBS 6039 is the source of this 688-nucleotide messenger RNA. RefSeq lists its product as hypothetical. Gene Ontology annotation, cellular component: nucleus. Gene Ontology annotation, biological process: protein K63-linked ubiquitination; DNA damage tolerance. The record is from RefSeq and is a predicted model, not a curated record. Lineage: Eukaryota; Fungi; Basidiomycota; Tremellomycetes; Tremellales; Cryptococcaceae. Bases 37 to 492 code for a protein of 151 amino acids. The transcript is spliced from 5 exons.